This is a messenger RNA of Exaiptasia diaphana, 777 nucleotides long. RefSeq lists its product as uncharacterized. Lineage: Eukaryota; Metazoa; Cnidaria; Anthozoa; Actiniaria; Aiptasiidae. Bases 1 to 768 code for a protein of 255 amino acids. The record is from RefSeq and is a predicted model, not a curated record. The transcript has 5 exons.
AUGAUUGCCAAGCAUCUGAGAUCUAAAAAUAUCAGCAAUGAUCCCUUUGUUCAGUCAAAUGAAUUCAAAUUUAUCGCCCAGAAGAUAGCUGGCAUAGAUCUCGAAGAAAUGGCGGGAAAUCAAACUUACGCUGUACCAACACCACUCACACCACCAGCGACUCCAGGAACACCAGAACUAAGCACUCAAAGCCAAGUGAAUCCACUCGAAAAAGCCGAAAAGGGCUGCAGUAAUGUGCUAUCUUAUUUGUCUUUUCCUWUUUUUUCAAGGAGAAGCACUCUUAACCGUUUCCUCGCAAAGAACAGUAUUAAGCGAUAUGACAACAAUCUUACACCAAAGGAUGUUGUAUCUGCUAUUGAGACUGAACUCAAAGGGAGUGCAAAGAAACUUGGUUACAGGCUAAUKUGGACAAGGAUCAGGCGUCGUGGUUUCUUAGUCACAAGGGACCAAGUUUCAAGUUGUAUGAAACUUCUUGGUGUAGAGUGUGAAAAACCCACCAUCAGACGGAAACACUGUGCAAAUUAUUAUUCUAAGGGACCAAACUACACAUGGCAUGUCGAUGGGAWUGACAAACUGGCAAAAUGGGGGUUUCAUAUUCAUGGUGCCACAGAUGGCUACAGCCGAAAGGUGCUGUGGCUUAAAGUCUUCACCACAAACAAAGACCCUUGGCUAGUCGCCAAAUAUUUCAUCAAAGGGAUUGAAGAAAAUAAAGGUAAUAUUAUUAUAUCGCUAUCAAAUUCCUUUAUAAUUCAUAAGGAGAACACGUGAUGGAAAUAA